Messenger RNA from Diabrotica virgifera virgifera (western corn rootworm), 1425 nucleotides. RefSeq names its product 52 kDa repressor of the inhibitor of the protein kinase-like. Gene Ontology annotation, molecular function: protein dimerization activity. NCBI's taxonomy places the organism in Eukaryota, Metazoa, Arthropoda, Insecta, Coleoptera, Chrysomelidae. The transcript is spliced from 3 exons. The record is from RefSeq and is a predicted model, not a curated record. Bases 1 to 1425 code for a protein of 474 amino acids.
AUGGACAAAUUUAUUAUAAAGAAACCUCGUCUGGAUAUUGAGAGUGAGGGGGAAUCUAGAUCGAUAAACGUUGCAACAUGUUCAAAUGAUUUUUCCAAUCCAUCUACUUCUCAGGCCACUACCACCAGCUGUUCCAGUUUCCAAGGAUGUUUAAAGACUCAAGUCGAAGUUGAAGGAUUGGUAUUUGCAAAAAAUGAUAUUGGGCAUUUUGUUGGAGUAUCAAACAUAAGUGAUGCAGAUAAGAUAACUUUAUUACGAAGAGUAUGGGAACCUUUGCCUUCCCACAAGUUCUGUGUUGAAAUUAUUGGGUCAAAGAAACGCACUUUCCAAGUUAAAUGGCUGCAGAGAUUUCCUUGGUUGGCCUACUCUGAUAAGCUGAAAGGUGCAUUUUCAAAGCGAGCUAAGAUUCUAAGAGAUGUGUUAGAAGAAAUAGGGAAAGCCAAUAGUGGUCUCCAUAGAUAUUGCGAAACUAGAUGGGUGGAAAGGCAUGACGCAGUUAUUGUUUUAGCUGAAUGCUUUGAAUGCAUUAUUUCUGCACUGCAGGUUGUCAUCGAAAACCAUAAAAAUAAUGCAGCUAUCGAAGCUGCUAGUCUACAUACAAGCUUAUGUAAAUUCGAAUUUAUAAUAACGUUGACUAUAAUGUCAAAAAUGUUAUCUGUAACAUUAACUACAUCCAAAUAUUUACAAAAGGAAACUCUUGAGUUAGGUGCAGCGUUAGAAAAAAUCAGCUUGACGGAAAAAACUUUUUCUAACAUGAGGACAGAUGACGAGUUUUCAAAAGUUUUCAACAUGGCUCAAGAAUUAGCAAACAAAUUAGAAGUUCCUGUGAUGGUUCCGAGGAUAGUUGGAACACAAAGAUUUCGGUCAAAUAUCGAAUCACGAACUCCAGAAAAGUUUUAUCGUCGCACGGUAUACAUUCCUUACAUAGAUGAAAUAAUGACAUCCCUAAAAGACAGAUUUUUAAGUCACAAGGAUAUAUUAAGAGGGCUUGAUAAUUUUGUGCCCGCUAACUCUGUCAAAAAACAAUAUGAGGACCUAAUACCUGCAUUAGAGUUUUACAAAGAUGAUCUGCGGAGUUCAAACAAUUUCAUUCUGGAAGCGGAGUACAAUCUAUGGAAAACUCACUGGCAGAUAUUUGCAGCAGAUAAGUUAACCAAAAGUGCGCUAGAUACCCUUAGAAACAUGGACUGGGACAUGUUUCCUAAUAUUAAGAUUUUAUUAACCAUUCUCGCCGUAAUCCCAGUUACAACAAGUUCAGUAGAACGAUCAUUUUCAACGUUGAAGAGGCUGAAAAACUACCUCCGGAAUUCUACUGGGGAAGAAAGAUUAACACUACUAACCGUCCACCGAGAUAUACCAGUAAAUAUAGAGGAUGUCAUCAACGAGUUCAACAGUUCAACAACCAGAAGAUUAAGUCUUUCGUGA